Molecule: messenger RNA, 6115 nt
Organism: Brassica rapa (field mustard)
Lineage: Eukaryota; Viridiplantae; Streptophyta; Magnoliopsida; Brassicales; Brassicaceae
Product: FT-interacting protein 7
Source: RefSeq, a predicted model, not a curated record
UAUGUAUAUUAAAUAAUCAACAUUUAAAAUUAUUUAUAAUACGAAAUAUAAAAAAUAUUUUUAGGGGUUUCCCCAAAUUUUAAAUAAUAAUUAAAAUUGGUAGCUUUAAAUUUUAUAAAUAAUUCAUAUAGAUAAAUAAUCCACUGUCCAAUUAUUUAUAGACCAAUAUGGCGUUAGUUUAAUGCAAUGACUCAUUCUUACUUUCUUUAGUUUCCUCAAAAGACAGGUAAGUAACUUUUAAAAUAAAUGACAAAAUAGCUAUGAAAAUAUAUGUAUAUAAUACUUGAAAAAAACAACCUUGAGGUUGGUGAUAUCAUUUUAUGAUGCUUUCAACAUAUGAUAUAAAAUAAAAAUAAAAGGUUAAUUCUAAAAUAAUUUCAUUUGUGUAUGUGUAUUGUUGCUCAAGUUUACGGCUUACUCAUUCAGACUUUUAUUUCUUCUGUAUGGCGAUGGCUGGCAUGUGGGUAUAAACAUUGCUGAUCUGAAGCCCGCUCGUUUGAUAAAAAGGGCUUGGCCUAGCUAAAAUCUUUCUCCCGUUGCGACCCGAGCCCAUUGAUCCAAAGAGUUCAGCAUUUUUUUGGAUCAAAAGAAACGUUGAAUUUAAGUAACUUAAAAGUCUACCGAAAUUCAAAACUCACUUCUCGUGAAAGGCCCAUACGAAAACAAACAAAAAUAAAAUUAGUUUUUUACAAAAAAAUAAAUACCGUUGGGGAAAAACAUAUCAGACAGAGACCUAAGGUGGACAACAGUAUUAUAUAAAUUCUAUACUUCAAAAACAAAUUCACGAAGAAAGUUAUAGGACAGGGUAAAUAUAUGUCAUUUAAAAUAUCAAGUAUGUUUUUAUUGCUGCAAGAAACACGAAAACAAAGCAACGUUCAUUUUUGCAGAGAGCAGCAAGUAAGCAAACUAAAAGCAAAGCAAGUUGAAAUAUUUCAUAUUUUAAUAAUUGAUAAAAAGUACUGUGUCAUACAAUUUUUUAUGCUGGUAUUGGUACUAUCAUCAAUAAUUAAUAAUUAGUAAAGUUAACGAAAAAAGAAUAGGUAAUUUCAUCUUUAUGCCAAAUCAUCAAGAUUCUCUGAUGUUCUUGUUCCGAACAUAUAUGUUCAAUUUUAAUUUUAACAGCAACCCCAUUUUCUAAAGUUAUUUGCUUCAAAUGAAAGCUUCCUAUAAAGGUGAGAUUAAUUAGUGUUGACUGUUGAUUAUAGAUAUAUUUCAAAUCUUUGAAAUAUAAAAGGGAAAUGAUUCAGACAAACGCAAUUUACUCCCACCUAAAGAAAGUGAGACGUCGAAUUCUUAAUUAUAUUCAGACCCAAAUUUGUGUCAUGUAUUAUGCAUGUAUGAAAAUAGACUAUAUUUUUUUUGUCAACAUAAAAAAAGAUUAUAAGUAUGCUACAUUACAUAAACGUCACAAAAAUCUUGGUCCAAAAUUUCACAAAGUACUAUAUUUUGAUUAGAUGUUCGGAAUCCACGUACGAUUCAGAGGGAAAGUAUUCUGACAAGAUUCGUAAUGACCUAAGUAAAUUCCAAAAACUUCACUGAAAAUUAUAAUAAAACAGUACUACUACUUAUAGACAUGAAAGAUUUGUAAAUAUGUCUUGCACGUGCGCGUAUUUUGGAACAAGAACUAACGGCUUCUGAUUUAUUUGUACUAUUUUAUUUAUAAUUCAGUGCCCAGUGAUAUACACAAGUACACAGACACAUCUUGUGUGAAGGGAGAAAAAACCAUGUAAUUUAUAAUAGUUCAAGAACGUACAAGUAUAAGUAUAAGUGCAAGUUCUAUGCAUUUUUUUCAAUGCAAUUUGUAUUUAUGGAAGAUUCUUCUUUAGUUUCCAGUUGCAUGAAUGUUAUCUUACCGGCCAUGCAAGCAUAUAUUCCAUGUUCACAUAAUCAAGAAGCAUUUUCGUUAUUUUUUAUACUUCACGUAAGGAACAUGAAUUUACUGUAAAUCAAAUUUCAUUAUACAGAUUUAUAAUUCAUAAAUGUCAAUAAAGAUCUCUAAUUAUUUAAAUAUUUGAAAAACAAAAAGCAAGGCUUUGCUUAUUAUAUUGAUUGAAUCACGUAGAGGGCGGGGGACAUAUAGCAACCAUUUGAAGCUUGAAUCCUAAACCAAGAUUCUGAUUUUCCCAUGAAACUGGUUUUAAUAUAAUGUUAAAUCUAAUUUAAUUUGGUGAGAUUACAUUAAUUAUUUUAGAAAAAUAAAAAGAGAUUACAUUAAUUAAUGCAUAAUGUUAGAGAGUUAAGCAAUAUCAGUUCAUUAACUAAAUUUGAACGUUAUAAGUUUGUAACGCUGUAAACACGGUUUGAUAACAAAACAAUUUGUCAUUUCGUUCAUGUUCUAACGGGAAGUCUCUGCAUGUUGUAAGUCGUUAGAUUUAAGCAAAUAUCAGUUCAUUAAUUAUCUUUUAACGUUAUCAAUGCGUCAUUUGUCAUUUCGUUCGUAUUUUUCAAAGGGGGAGCUAUUUAGUUGAAAAAUGCACAAACCACAUCACCUAACUCCUAUUUUCAAAAUUGUAGAAACCGUUAUUUAUUACUACAACAAAUAAAAACACAUGACUUUUAUAAAAUAAAAUCAGUAUUUAUUUUCUUUUUUCAUCAAUGAACGUGAGAUUCCACUUACCAGCAUCAAGCACGGUGUUCAGAUUACCUGCACUAAACUUUUUUAAUUUAAAAACAAAUAACAAUUUGACUCGUCCUCUUAUGUUAAAUCACGUGGCGUACUAUCUUACGUGUCAAUGCUGACGUGUAGUAACUUUACCUCUAACCCCUUUUUAAACCCUUCACUCUCGAGCUUCGAACACAAACAGUACUUCAAAAAAAACACACAAUCAGUUCUCUCUCUCUCUAGAAAAAAAACAUUUCAAAUUUUGUUUCUCUCUCUAAAAAGAAACUGAAGAAACAAAACCGAUCGGUUCCAGAUUGCUGCAAGAAAGAAACAAUGGCGGACACUGUCCUAAGGAAGCUGAUCGUAGAGAUCUGCAACGCGAGGAACCUAAUGCCGAAGGACGGCCAAGGAACGGCGAGCGCCUACGCGAUCGUCGACUUCGACGGCCAGCGACGGAGGACGAAGACCAAGUUCCGAGAUCUGAAUCCCCAGUGGGACGAGAAGCUCGAGUUCUUCGUACACGACGUGGCGACCAUGGGGGAGGAGAUUCUCGAGAUCAAUCUGUGCAACGACAAGAAGACGGGGAAGCGGAGCACGUUUCUCGGGAAAGUCAAGAUCGCCGGAAACGCGUUCGCCGCGGCGGGGUCCGAGACUCUUGUUUAUUACCCGCUCGAGAAGAGGAGCGUCUUCUCUCAGAUCAAAGGCGAGAUCGGUUUAAAGGCGUAUUAUGUUGACGAGAGUAUACCGGCGGCGGAGGAGAAGCCUGCGGCGGAAGGUCAGGCUGCUCCGGCGGCGGAAGAGAAGGCGGGGGAGAAGGAGAAGGAGAAAACAGAGGAGGGGAAGAAAGAAGCAGAGGCGGCGAAAACAGAGGAGAAACCCAAGGAAGAAGCUAAACCGGAGGCUAAACCGGAGGAUAAACCGAAGGAGGAAGCCAAACCGGAGGAGAAGAAACCAGACGCAGCAGCUCCGCCGGCUACGGCGGACACAAAAACAAAGCCUCCUGAAGCCGCGGCGGCGGCGGCUCCUCCUCCUCCGGCUGUGCCGCAGAAGACAGAGACGGUGAAGCAAAAAGAGACAGAGAUUAAACCAGAGAAUCUAAACCGGCAAGACUUAAUCGGAGCGGAUCUUGAUCUCCCUUCUCUAACAAGAGACCAGAACCGUGGUGGUGGUUACGAUCUCGUCGAUCGAAUGCCGUUUCUAUACAUCCGCGUAGCCAAGGCGAAGCGAGCGAGCAACGACGGGAGCAAUCCGAUCUACGCCAAGCUCGUGAUCGGUACAACCGGUGUGAAAACCAGAUGCCAAACCGGUAAAGACUGGGACCAAGUGUUUGCCUUCGAGAAAGAGAGCUUAAACUCGAGCUCCUUGGAAGUUUCGGUUUGGUCGGAAGAGAAAGUCGAGAAGGAAGACAAAACGGUUACAACAACGGAGAGUUGUCUUGGAACGGUGUCGUUUGACCUUCAAGAGGUUCCCAAGAGAGUGCCUCCGGAUAGUCCUUUGGCUCCUCAAUGGUACACUUUGGAGUCUGAGAAGUCUCCUGGGAAUGACGUCAUGCUCGCUGUUUGGCUCGGGACUCAAGCUGAUGAAGCGUUUCAAGAGGCUUGGCAGUCGGACUCCGGCGGGUUGAUACCGGAGACCCGGUCCAAGGUUUACUUAUCUCCGAAGCUUUGGUAUUUAAGGCUAACGGUUAUACAAACCCAAGACUUGCAGCUAGGUUCGGGUCCCGAACCUAAAGCGAAGAACCCCACCACUGAGUUGUAUGUGAAAGCUCAGCUUGGACCUCAAGUCUUCAAAACGGCUAGGACUUCGAUCGGACCGUCAGCUUCCUCGUCUGGAUCCGGUAACCCGACUUGGAACGAGGAUCUAGUUUUCGUAGCUUCGGAGCCGUUCGAGCCGUUCUUGAUAGUGACUGUGGAAGAUAUAACCAAUGGUCAGUCAAUUGGUCAGACCAAGAUUCACAUGGGGAGCGUCGAGAGGAGAAAUGAUGACCGGACGGAGCCAAAAUCGAGGUGGUUUAAUCUCGCCGGAGACGAGAAUAAACCAUACUCAGGGAGGAUACAUGUGAAGGUUUGCCUUGAAGGUGGAUAUCAUGUGUUGGAUGAAGCAGCUCAUGUGACGAGUGAUGUUAGACCUUCCGCUAAACAGCUAGCGAAGCCACCUAUUGGUUUGUUGGAAGUGGGUGUCCGUGGAGCUACUAAUUUACUUCCGGUGAAAACAAGAGACGGUACGCGCGGUACUACUGAUGCCUAUGUGGUUGCAAAGUAUGGUCCCAAAUGGGUUCGGACUCGUACCAUCCUCGACCGGUUUAAUCCGCGGUGGAACGAGCAGUAUACUUGGGAUGUUUAUGAUCCGUGCACGGUCCUAACCAUUGGAGUUUUCGACAACGGACGAUACAAACGCGACGAAGCUGGGAAACAAGGGAGAGACUUAAGGGUUGGGAAAAUCCGGAUACGUCUCUCUACUCUUGACAUGAACCGCGUCUACCUAAACUCCUACACCUUAACCGUAGUACUACCGAGCGGAGCCAAGAAGAUGGGAGAAAUAGAAAUUGCGGUUCGGUUUUCUUGUCCCUCUUGGCUAAGCAUUAUUCAAGCUUAUGUCACGCCAAUGCUACCUAGGAUGCACUAUGUCCGCCCCCUCGGCCCGGCUCAACAAGACAUUCUACGUCACACGGCUAUGCGUAUUGUAACUGCCAGGCUGGCCCGGUCCGAGCCGCCUUUGGGUCAAGAGGUGGUUCAGUACAUGCUUGACACGGACAAUCAUGUGUGGAGCAUGAGGAGAAGCAAAGCGAAUUGGUUCCGUGUCAUCACGUUCUUGUCACGUGCCGCUACUAUAGCCCGUUGGGUUCACGGGAUACGAACUUGGGUCCACCCACCAACCACCGUGCUAGUUCACUUGCUUCUCGUGGCCAUCGUCUUGUGUCCGCAUUUAGUUCUACCAACUGUUUUCAUGUACGCGUUCUUGAUCCUUGCCUUGAGGUUCCGUUGCCGUGGCAGAUUCAAAGUCAGUAGCGUUGACACUCGUCUUUCCUGCGUUGACUCUGUUGCACCCGACGAGCUAGACGAGGAGUUUGACGGUUUCCCGGCGACUAGACCACCUGAGGUUGUCCGCAUCAGGUAUGACCGGUUAAGGGCAUUAGCCGGUCGAGCACAGACUUUACUAGGUGAUGUGGCGGCUCAAGGAGAGCGUAUUGAGGCGCUUUUCAACUGGAAGGACCCACGCGCCACAUGUAUAUUUGUGGUGUUCUGUCUUUUCGCGUCGUUCUUGUUCUACAUUGUGCCCUUCAAGAUCUUCGUUUUGGGGUUUGGUUUUUACUACAUCCGACACCCGAGGUUCAGGGACGAUAUGCCUUCAGUUCCGGCCAACUUUUUCCGUCGACUUCCUUCUAUGUCUGAUCAGAUCCUGUGAUUCAGACAAGGGGUGGUCCAGUAUUAAUCUUGUCUUUUGUUGUUUUAUCUAUUUCUUGUCAUGUAAUUCUCGGAAUAUUUAAUUAUUAUUAUUUUUUAUAUACCUUCA